This is a messenger RNA of Marmota flaviventris (yellow-bellied marmot), 2078 nucleotides long. It is a transcript of the gene Gpr63, whose product is annotated as G protein-coupled receptor 63. Gene Ontology annotation, cellular component: membrane. Gene Ontology annotation, molecular function: G protein-coupled receptor activity. The record is from RefSeq and is a predicted model, not a curated record. NCBI's taxonomy places the organism in Eukaryota, Metazoa, Chordata, Mammalia, Rodentia, Sciuridae. Gene Ontology annotation, biological process: G protein-coupled receptor signaling pathway.
ACUUUCUGCUCCAGCUCCCGCCGCCACCGCCGCCUUUACAGCCACCUCCGCCUCCUCAUCGUUGUCCUCCUCCUCUGCCUGGAAGCCCUGUUCUCAGCAGCGGAGGAGAGAAGUGCUAUGUCAGGAAAGUUCCUGGAGGAACUGGAUGAGGCCAUGCUCCCCGGGCUCUUCCUGAGGCUCCCGCGCGCUGCCCUUUGUAUGAGGCAGAAGAACUCCUGUGGAAGAUGGAACCCUUUGUCCAUUUUCCAGAAUGUGUUUCCAAGCCCAUCAGUGGAACCUGAUACUGCUGUUCUGUGUUGAAAUGCUUGAAGAACACACACAUCUUUGCCUGCACCCUCUGUCUUCCUGAAACCAUGGUCUUCUCAGCAGUGUUGACUGCGUCCCAUACUGGGAUAUCCAACACAACAUUUGUGGUCUAUGAAAACUCCCACAUGAAUAUCACGGCCCCUCCACUGUUCCAGCCUCCCACCGUUGGUCCACUGCUUAGAUACAGUUUUGAAACCAUGGCUCCCACUGGUUUCAGUUCCUUGACAGUGAAUAGCACAGGUGUGCCCGCAACACCAGCUGUUUUCAAGAGUCUGAGCUUGCCUCUUCAGAUCAUCCUUUCUGCUAUCAUGAUAUUUAUUCUGUCUGUGUCUUUUCUCGGGAACUUGGUUGUUUGCCUCAUGGUUUACCAAAAAGCUGCCAUGCGAUCUGCAAUUAAUAUCCUCCUUGCCAGCCUGGCUUUUGCAGACAUGUUGCUUGCAGUACUGAACAUGCCCUUUGCUCUGGUAACUAUUCUUACUACCAGAUGGAUUUUUGGGAAAUUCUUCUGUAGAGUUUCAGCUAUGUUUUUCUGGUUGUUUGUGAUAGAGGGAGUUGCCAUCCUACUCAUAAUUAGCAUUGAUAGAUUCCUUAUUAUAGUCCAGAGGCAGGAUAAGCUAAAUCCAUAUAGGGCUAAGGUUCUGAUUGCAGUUUCUUGGGUAACUUCUUUUUGUGUAGCUUUUCCUUUGGCUGUAGGAAACCCUGACCUGCAGAUACCUUCCCGAGCCCCCCAGUGUGUAUUUGGGUACACAACCAAUCCUGGUUACCAGGCCUAUGUGAUUUUGAUUUCUCUCAUUUCUUUCUUCAUACCUUUCCUGGUGAUACUGUAUUCAUUUAUGGGCAUACUCAACACCCUCCGGCACAAUGCCUUGAGGAUCCAUAGCUACCCAGAAGGUAUAUGCCUAAGCCAGGCCAGCAAACUGGGUCUCAUGAGUCUACAGAGACCCUUCCAGAUGAGCAUAGACAUGGGCUUUAAAACACGUGCCUUCACCACCAUUUUGAUUCUUUUUGCUGUUUUCAUUGUCUGCUGGGCUCCAUUCACCACUUACAGCCUUGUGGCAACAUUCAGUAAGCACUUUUACUAUAAGCACAACUUUUUUGAGAUAAGCACCUGGCUACUCUGGCUCUCCUACCUCAAGUCUGCAUUGAACCCACUGAUCUACUACUGGAGGAUUAAGAAAUUCCAUGACGCCUGCCUGGACAUGAUGCCGAAGUCCUUCAAGUUUCUGCCACAGCUCCCUGGUCACACAAGGCGAAGGAUACGUCCCAGUGCUGUCUAUGUGUGUGGGGAACAUCGGACGGUGGUGUGAAUAUUGGAGCUGUCUGUCAUUUUGGGUGAUGAUUGCUCUUGACUUUGAACUUUGCUCACAUGGCUUCUCCACUUAAACUUUGUUUUUUUAUAGGUUGUGUGUGUGUGUGUGUGAGUGUGUGUGUGCAGUGUAAAGAAAGAAUGGUGAUUUGUUAUAGUCCUGUUACCAAGGAUACAAAAUAGGAAAGUUAACAUAAAUGUUACCUUCAGGGUUCAAGAAAAAUCCUUGAUUUAGAUUGGGGAGAUUGUUUUGUUUUAUUGACAGAUUUUAUUUUUGUGGCAGGAAUCAGGAUUGUGCUCUAUUGAGCCUGCAGUUAUCUUAAAUUGUUAGUGUUUUGUUUGCUGCUAAGGAAUGCUUAGUUGAAUUUAUCAAUUCUUUUUUUUCUGGACAACACUGCUGCUUCUUGCCAUUACAUUGGAGCCAAAAACCCAUACAUCUCAGUUGAUAAAUAUUUAGUUUUAUUUU